This is a messenger RNA of Daldinia decipiens, 1970 nucleotides long. RefSeq lists its product as uncharacterized. NCBI's taxonomy places the organism in Eukaryota, Fungi, Ascomycota, Sordariomycetes, Xylariales, Hypoxylaceae. The record is from RefSeq and is a predicted model, not a curated record. Gene Ontology annotation, biological process: proteolysis. Gene Ontology annotation, cellular component: extracellular matrix. The transcript is spliced from 4 exons. The coding region runs from base 271 to 1548 and encodes 425 amino acids. Gene Ontology annotation, molecular function: metalloendopeptidase activity; zinc ion binding.
GGCUCACUUACCAGCAGUCUGGUGUCUGGCUCACACCUGUCAGAUGAUUUGGGAAAAUAUAGGUACCACGUUAUUAUUCCUUCCCUCCUGGUGGCAGGAGAUUUGCCAAAGAAUGGAGCAAUGGUAUAAAUUACUUUCUCCCCUCUGCGUGAUUUUUCUUAACUAUAAUCUAUAAGGUGCAUAAAGAAUAUUACUAGAAAUUUCUUUAAGCUUAGUUAUACGAGGAAUUUCCACGUAUUUUAGCUGGGCAGGUAUCUCUUUAUAAGCGCUAUGGCUAUAAUCAAGGGUAGUCUUUGCUCUUCUUUGCAUAGCGCCAUCAAUGCCUUCAACGAAAUUCAAGGGCGUAGCAAUAUUGCAAUAGACAACGGGAGUUUUCCCGGCCAAAUAGUGGUCAACAACGAGGUCGCAUAUGAUGAGAAAAGAAAUAUCAACGUUAGGGGCCCGGGUAGCCAGAGCCUACUCGAGUCUGCCACAGCUGAUGGGUCAACAUCCACUACACCUAGCUACAGUUAUGAAUCAUCAUUGGAUCUCGAUAGACCUGACUGUCGUUCGACGCCGCGGACGCCAGUCAGUGAAAUUCUCACCCAUCCUAAUGGCGAGGAUGUUGGUCCCGAGAAGCAUGUCACAGAGAGUAAACAAGUCCAGGAUAGUCUGUUAUUUGACCUCAGUAUAUGCAAUGAAGUUUUGCUUGGGCGGGAUGUUCGCGCUCAACAUAGCGCUGCUAUUCAGAUUGAAAACAAUGCGAUCGAUCUCGACAAGGUUAACGCCGAGCCUAGCCAACAAAUCAAUCACUCCCCGAAGCAGCUUGAUGACGUGUUGAAGAACGUACCGAGUCCAACUAGUCCAACUAGUCCAACCAGAGAAGCAGGUUCAUUUUCAUAUCCCUGUAUAACAGAGUCAGCGUUCAUAACCAGUAUCCGCCUCCAUCGCGGAAAGCGCGACGAUACCAUUUACCGAUGGAAGCAAAAAUCAGAAAUCACAUUCAACGUGGAUCGUCACAGUUUUAGAUCUAACAUCGAGUACGCAAGAAUGGCUAACGAAACCCUGGAUGCUGCAGUCGAAAAAUGGAAUAAGGGACGGUUCGGUGUACGAUUCAAGAGAGUUGAGGAUCACGAAGAAGCCGUCUUCCAACUCAUCUACUCAGCGGGUGGUGGAGAUGUCCUAGCAACUGCCUUCUUCCCCAACACGGCGUCUAUUGGGCGGCGACUGGUGGUAUAUGAACAGGCUUUCAUAGAGGUGAAUGACCAGUAUGACCUGAUGACCAACCUUUUCUGCCAUGAACUGGGACACAUCUUAGGAUUGAGACACGAGCGCGCUCAAGAAAAGGAGACUAGCUAUCCAUCCGUACAGUGGGGCGACUCUAACCCCCUUUCCAUCAUGAACGACGACUUGACACUAGACGAGUUUUGUAUUCACGAGAAGGACUAUAUCCAAGUGAAGGAGUUUUACAAAGCUUGCGCCACUUACAACAAAUAUACUAUUGUGGAUAUGGAUGCGAAGCCCUACGCCCUUUACCGCUGUCGCUGCCUCCAUUGCCGCAGUGUUUAAUCAACUUCCUAUACUUCUAGGCAAACCUGUAAUGAGAGUUACAUACGAGCAUCUCCGUGACUUCAAGCGAGGUUAUGGACUGAAAUUUGAGGUCUCCCGGUUAAUAUAGAUAAUCUCUGGGGGCAUUUUAUAUUAGAAAUGAUCAACUAGUCAUACCUACGGGCUAGGUAGAUGGAGUAGUGUCGAAAAUUUUUUUUUUUUUUUUGGCUUUAAGAGCAGAUUCUCUUAAUGUCUGGGGAUAUUUACUGGGUAUAAGGCAUAGAUGCAAUUUUGCAUGAUCAUGCACUAAAAAUGAAGACGUAUAUGUUCAAAAUAAAGCCUUUCGAGGAUUAUAUCAAUAUGAGCUGGUGUGUGUUGAAGUGGCCGAGACAGACAGCGGGUGUAUUAGGAUGAUAUGCAGUAGACAAGUUUAUUGAAUUCGU